AUGGUGAUUGAAUUAUUCUCUGUAGAAUCAGCUAAAGCAAUCUUAGCUAUUCCUAUCCCUUACAGGCUUAGGCAGGAUCAGCUCAUAUGGGUGCUAGACCCUAAGGGAAUCUUCUUGAUCAAAUCGGUCCAAAAUGUCUCAUUCAAAUCCCCUAUUAGUGCUAAUCUCCAAAGUAGCCAUUGGAAGAAGCUUUGGAGGUCAAAGCUACCCAAAAGAUUAAGAAUUGGAGUUGGUGCUCUCCCUACAAAGGUGAAUCUGAAUCGAAGAUUUGACCACAUUGAUCCUACAUGCAUUUUCUGUAAUAAUGCGGAAGAAUCUCCUAUCCACCUCUUUUUUGGUUGUCCUUUCACCAAGGCUUUAUGGGCUUCUGCUUGCUGGGGUCUAUGCAUAAAAACCUCCUCCCUUGUCACUGAUGAGGACAUUAUCAAGCUGAUCUUAAUUCCUCCAAAUUCUCCCCUCCCAUCACAUGAUCAGUGGACCAUCUCCCUUAAUAUGGCGCUGAUUAUUGAUGAAAUUUGGAGGACAAGAAACCUAGUUUAG
Molecule: messenger RNA, 540 nt
Organism: Quercus robur (English oak)
Lineage: Eukaryota; Viridiplantae; Streptophyta; Magnoliopsida; Fagales; Fagaceae
Exons: 1
Coding region: 1-540 (179 amino acids)
Source: RefSeq, a predicted model, not a curated record